Messenger RNA from Phytophthora infestans T30-4, 414 nucleotides. RefSeq lists its product as uncharacterized. Lineage: Eukaryota; Oomycota; Peronosporomycetes; Peronosporales; Peronosporaceae. Bases 1 to 414 code for a protein of 137 amino acids. The transcript is spliced from 2 exons. The record is from RefSeq and is a predicted model, not a curated record.
AUGGCGGCAGGAUCCUCAUUGUUGAGCUACGGGAAAUUCUACACGAAACCCUUGGACUUUAAGGCCGAUGCGUGGCGGCAAUGUCCAGGCGUGCAAUACGUUCUUUGUAUUCGCAUCGGCCCGGAGCUCAACGUCUGCCAGAACCGCCUACACUCAAUCGUGAAUAGGCAGUUUGAAGAUUCUCGCAAGCAGCCAAUGAACAUCGACAACAAUUCUGGCUUGGUGGUUGACUCUCGUCGUUUGCUGGGGCUUCCGCCCGGUACCAAUCUUCCUGCUGGUUUCAACGAUCCCGUUCAGUUCAACAACAUCGACGCCAUUAGCUGCUUCUGGCUUCCGAGCAACGGAACAUCGGGAUACGGCGGGCAAGGGAACGAUAUAAUGCAGAAAAGCCAGGGCGCAAUGUCACGAAAGUAG